AUGACUGGCAUCACAAAAGUAGCUUUGUCCACGCUAGCCUUGGCGGUAUUAGCCCCGUACGGUUGGGACCGCUACCUCGCCCUUUCAGAGAUCGUAGCGAACCGCCCAGGAAGCUACACGCCAAUUGACACUUUCAAGGGCCAUGACAUUAAAUUCCGCGACGUCCGUGGCUUCCGAAACUGCGAGGAUGUGCUACUGGACGAAGGCUUGGGAUUGGCCAUACUGUCAUGUGAUGAGGGCAGAGAUAAAUGGAAUACCGUGAUGGGAACAUUUCAAGCGGACGGCAGUGUCGAAAAUGGAAGACUUUGGCUGUAUGAUUAUGUUGAGACGGAUGUGAUCCAGCCCCUCGCUUUCAAGAAUUUCCCGAACGAGCACGACUUUCACCCGCUUGGCUUGGAGCUGGACAAGACUACCUCUACACUCUAUGUUGCCAGCCAUGCCCAGAGCGGCUCUUGCAUCGAAGUAUUCCAGCUGGAGGUAAUGUCGAAGAGCCUCACCCAUGUUCGAACUAUUCAACACCCGCUCAUACAUGCGCCUAAUUCGAUAGAAUCUGCUGGAGACGGAAAGAUAUACGUUACGAACGACCAUAUGUUCCGUGCCCGGGUCUCACCGAUCAUGAGCAAGAUCGAGACGUUCUCUGGUGCGUGA
This is a messenger RNA of Didymosphaeria variabile, 648 nucleotides long. RefSeq lists its product as uncharacterized. The transcript has 2 exons. NCBI's taxonomy places the organism in Eukaryota, Fungi, Ascomycota, Dothideomycetes, Pleosporales, Didymosphaeriaceae. Bases 1 to 648 code for a protein of 215 amino acids. The record is from RefSeq and is a predicted model, not a curated record.